UCUUCAUGGUCUUGCAGCUCAGAAAGUGUCAUGGUCAUGUUCCUUAGUUGGUGCUCCGCGAGCUCCACACCGUUCUUCUUUCUUGUACUGUCAAUAGUGUGCAGGCUGAAUUUACAGGUCAGGGACAAGGCCGAACUCGUGCUGUGCCAGUAGAUAUUAUUGUGGCCAAUUUCAGUGACCUUGUUUUCUGCACUAGCCAUUGAGGUGUUCGUUCGAUCAAGCGCCGUUGUACAGUCGACAUGCAUUUGCAUUUGGUCAGCUUGGGCAGAAGUUUACGUCCGCUGCGUCAGACCCUGUACAGGGGCGUCACUCGGUACUCUAGGUCCCUGUCGUCACCUGGUCCGAAACACCAAGGUCGUGUUGCGCUCGGUUGUGGCAGCAAUGUUGUGGAUUCGUUCUACAUGGUCAAAGCCCUUCCCCGGCCCGGAGAGAAAGGUUUCUUUCAAGACCCAACCAAGGUGCUGGAGGCCGAGUAUGUUGGUGGCGUGACAUUGAACCAUCUGUGUUGGGCCCAGCUGCUAGGGACACCGACGGGCCUGCUCGCACUCCAGGGCACGGAUCACCACGGCAAGCUAAUUCGGCAGGAGCUUGACAAGAUGGGCGUUGCAACGAAAUUCAUCGAGGUGAAAGAUUCGUACACAACUGCCCAGUCGCUGGUGUUUGUGGAAGAAGGUGGUGAACGGAGUAUCAUUAUGGCCAAAGGUGCCACAUCCCAAAUUAACAAGGAGCAAGUUGCUGAAUCAUUUGGUGGCGCCAUAGCAAGUUCAGCCAGUCUGGUGUCCACGGAGAUAUCGCAGGUUCCGCUCAGCGGCGUGCUGGAGCUGAUUCGACUUGCUCGUGAGAACGGCAUCCCGUCUGUUGUCGACCUGGAUGUUUCGCCGGACGUUGCUGUACACGAAGCCUUGCUUGGCACCAAGGAGGAGUUCGUUGAAGUUUGCCGCAGCGCUGAUGUACUCAAGCCAGCGAGGCAUGCUGCCGAAGGUGCUCUCAAGCUGAUUGCUCCGCACAUGAGCAUGAUGGAUAUUGAGUCGAUGGACACAAUGCAGCUAUCGGCGCUGCUCAGACAGCUGUGCGACUCGCGUCUUAUUGCCAUGACGGACGGCCUCGCGCCGUCUUGCUUUGUCACCGAGUCGCAUGCUGUCAGUGUAGCACCCGUGAAGCUGGACAGAGUGGUAGAUGCCACGGGAGCGGGUGAUGCUUUCCUUGGAGGACUGAUUGCCACCAUGAACACCCUGGGUAAAAUACCUAGCUCGCGCGAAGAACUGACGCAGUGCGGGACUGUUGCGAACCGCUUGGGCAGUGCCUGCUGUCGAGUCCUUGGAGCUGUGCCAACGGCAGAAACGAGGGAGCAUGUUCAAGAUCUAAUCGUUGAGCAGAAAUCAACCUCUGCGGACGCUCCAGCGCAACCAUCUACAGGGGUGGCUAGUGCAUCCAAGAAUUUUCAUCCUACAAUUCACCAAAGUCUUCUCUCCGACAUCGAGGCCGUUAACAGUGUGAUCGGCUCAACAUCCUAUGCCAGGAUUUCUGAACUCAGUGACAAGCUUAUAGCCUGCAGGGGAAGUGUGCUCAUUUCAGGAGUAGGAAAAUCCGGCCUUGUAGCUCGCCGCUUGGCAGCAACGCUGAGCUCGAUCAGCGUGCCGUGUGAAUUUGUCCACGCCACCGAGUUUCACCAUGGCGAUCUAGGCAAGGUCAGCAAGGAUAGCAUUGUCAUGUUGGUGUCACACAGCGGGAACACGGCCGAGACGGUCGCUCUGUGCGAUGAACUGAAGCAGCGUGGCGCCAGCAUUGUGGCAUUGACCUCAAAUCCAGAUUCCCGUCUGGCCCAGCUCGUCGAGCCGUGCAACGUGGUGGCGUACGGACCAUGCAGCCUGACCGAACCCGCCGGCGGCGUUCCAACAGCCAGUCUAAUUGCUCAGGAGUCACUCGUCAACUGCAUCACCAAUGACAUCAUAACCAAGACCAAAUUCGACGCUGGCCGUUUCCGGGGCAACCACCCUGGCGGCGCACUGGGCGCAUCUCUGCCAAAGUCCUGAGCGGCUUUGUCGUGGCGGCAAGCAUCCGUUUUCCUACUACGCGCUAUACCACGCGACGGAAUCGAGUUUUAUCAUUGCAUGCGUGUGAGUGUAUGCCUGGAACUGCAGGUCCAGUUUCCAGGUGUUUACCGAUGUUUUCAUUGUCCUGUUUCCGUACUCUAUGCAGGGACGGUUUAAAAGACUGAUCACCUGCUCUAGUGUUACCUUCUAUUCUAAACAUUACGUUGAAGUACUCGUCGGUUGAGCCUGAUAGCAUACAUCAGCAGGAGUAUGUAAUGUAUUGAGAGCAACGUUAAACGCAAUACCGGCAUGGUUUUACUCAUUUAAAUGUAUUUUGAACCGCCUGUUGGCAGCUGAGCUGCAUCUCAAACUUUGGAAUAUACAUUGUAGAUGGGUGCUUGUGUCCCUGUGGAAGCGGGGAAGGUCAAAAUGACUUCGUACAUUUUCUAACUUCACCCUGUAGAAUUUCCUUUUGCCGACCUGGUGUGAA
Messenger RNA from Sycon ciliatum, 2523 nucleotides. Its product is annotated as bifunctional ribokinase/ribose-5-phosphate isomerase A-like. Lineage: Eukaryota; Metazoa; Porifera; Calcarea; Leucosolenida; Sycettidae. The transcript has 19 exons. The coding region runs from base 240 to 2033 and encodes 597 amino acids. Gene Ontology annotation, molecular function: carbohydrate derivative binding. The record is from RefSeq and is a predicted model, not a curated record. Gene Ontology annotation, biological process: carbohydrate derivative metabolic process.